This is a messenger RNA of Coniophora puteana RWD-64-598 SS2, 900 nucleotides long. RefSeq names its product glycoside hydrolase family 18 protein. Lineage: Eukaryota; Fungi; Basidiomycota; Agaricomycetes; Boletales; Coniophoraceae. The coding region runs from base 1 to 900 and encodes 299 amino acids. Gene Ontology annotation, molecular function: hydrolase activity, hydrolyzing O-glycosyl compounds. The transcript has 3 exons. The record is from RefSeq and is a predicted model, not a curated record. Gene Ontology annotation, biological process: carbohydrate metabolic process.
AUGCCGGUCGACAGCUUUGACACCACCGAGCUCGCGAAGCGUGCAGCGCCCGCUGCUCCACACUGGGUUAUAUACUCUGACAAGUGGGUAUCCGGCGAGAACGGGCCCCCGGCCGUCGCCGACGUCAAGGGCUACAACACCUUCGCGCUCUCCUUCUGGCUCACCUCGGGCGCCGCAGACCAGGCGACAGAGUGGGCGUCGCUCGACGCCGCGACGCGCAGCUCGAUCAAGGCCAAGUACCACGCGGCGGGCAUCAAGCUCGUCGUGUCCGCCUUCGGAUCGACGGACACGCCGACGAGCGCGGGCGCGGACGCGACCGCGACCGCGAACAAGCUUGCGGCGUGGGUGAAGCAGUACGGGCUCGACGGCGUCGACGUCGACUACGAGGACUUUGCGGCGAUCAAUAAGCAGGACGGGAAGGCGGAGCAGUGGCUGUCGACGUUCACGAGUGCGCUGCGCGCGCAGCUGCCGCAGGGGGAUUAUAUUCUGACGCAUGCGCCGGUGGCGCCGUGGUUCUCGAGCAAGUACACGAGCGGCGCGUAUCGCAAGGUGCAUGAGAAUGUGGGGAGCAAGAUUGACUGGUACAAUGUCCAGUUCUACAACCAGGGCACCUCAGAAUACACCACCUGCGACGGCCUGCUCGAGACCUCCUCGAGCACAUUCCCCAACUCCGCCCUUUUCCAGAUCAACAAGGCCGGCGUCCCGCUCGACAAGAUCGUGAUCGGCAAGCCCGCUACGGCCGGCGACGCGAGCACCGGCUACAUGCCCGCCGCGACGCUCGCGACGUGCCUCCAGCAGGCCAAGGCCAAGAGCUGGAACGGCGGCGUGAUGGUGUGGGAGUACCCCGAUGCCGCGGCUGCCUGGAUCAAGACGGUGCGCGCGAAGGCGUUCCCUGAGUAG